Chironomus riparius is the source of this 1000-nucleotide messenger RNA. Lineage: Eukaryota; Metazoa; Arthropoda; Insecta; Diptera; Chironomidae. The record is from the annotation of a GenBank genome assembly.
AGUGAAAAAUGAAGCUAACCUGCACAUUUGAGGAUUUUAUAUUCAAUAACGGCGAAAAAUUCUAUCAGUGCAUCAUUAAGGACCAAGAAGUUCCACAAAACAGCAAAUUUGAAUUUUCCGGUCAACAUUUACCCAAAAAAUACGACCCAGAUGUGACAUUUGUUGAGUUUCGUGACUGCAACUGUCCAAAAGUUCCACAAGGAUUGACAAAAGCCUUCCCAAAUUUGAAGGUUCUGAGCAUCUGCAAUUCAAAGUUGAAGGACAUCAGCAAGGAUGACAUGGCUGAGUAUAAAAAUUUGCAUAAAUUUAUUUGCCACAAGAACGAAGUUGACUUCCUGCCUGGUGAGUUAUUUGAAGGAUUUGAGGACUUGACUUACAUAAAAUUCACCGGCAAUAAAUUAGGAGAAAUAGAGCCAAACUUACUAGAUGAGCUAUACAGCCUUGAUUAUGUCAAUUUUAAUGGAAAUAUUCAUAUUAGCCAUUUUUAUGCAUCAAACAUGAUUUACAAUCCAAAUGCACUACUUGGGGAAAUCCAAACGAAACUAAUUCAGAACUUUUUGAACCUAGAAGCUGAAAAGAUCCGAGCCUACAUAAGCAACAGCCGAGAUCCACAAAAAACAUUGACAACCUUUAGAAAAUAUUCAAAUGACAGAUAUAACAUUGCGGAUGCUAAUAAAGUUAAGAUGUUGGAAAUCAGCGCAAAUAUUAAUGACGAGAAAAGAGCUAAAGAAUUGGAGCAGCUUAAAAGCUCAAAGGAAAGAUUAAUGCUGAAAGUACAGGAACUGAAGGAAUCAAAUGCUAAAAUGGUCAAACAAAUUGAAGAAUUGGAGAAUUUGGAGUUGAAACUUAACAAUCAAAUUGAGGAGUUAAGAAAGGAGUUGAAGAAUAAAAAGCAGGAAAAGGAAAAAUUGCAGAAAAAUUUGCAGAAGCAGAUCGAAAAUUUGGCUGUUCAAAUUCAAACUGUAAUGUUAAAAAAUGAAUAAAAUUUUAAUUUUCUUAA